This is a messenger RNA of Racocetra persica, 606 nucleotides long. NCBI's taxonomy places the organism in Eukaryota, Fungi, Glomeromycota, Glomeromycetes, Diversisporales, Gigasporaceae. The record is from the annotation of a GenBank genome assembly.
UCUAUGAAUCCAUAUAGAACAGGCAAACUCGUACUUUUCCAGGUUGUUUACGACCGAGAUUGGCACGGAUUUGAUUUAAUCUUUUUUUCAAUGUUGGGUAUAAUGGGUGGUCUUUAUGGUGCCUUGUUCAUUCGCAUGAAUCUAAAGGUUGCCGUUUUCCUAACAUUUGGUUUGAAAGUUCCAGCUGGUGUAUGGUUACCAUCAAUAGCAAUAGGUGCCUGCUUUGGCAGAGCAGUUGGGUUGAUUGUUCAUGCUUGGCACAAAUAUGAUCCUGGGUUUUGGCUUUUUGCAUCAUGCGAACCCGAUAGUGAGUGCAUUACACCAGGAAUGUAUGCCAUGGUCGGUGCAGCUGCUACUUUUGGGGGAGUUACACGCAUGACAGUAUCUCUCGUUGUUAUUAUGUUUGAACUGACCGGUGCACUGACUUAUGUUUUGCCUAUUAUGAUUGCCGUAAUGAUAAGUAAAUGGGUUGGCGAUGCAUUUGAUAAGGAAGGUAUUUAUGAUGGAUGGAUACGAAUCAAUGAAUAUCCGUUCCUGGAUAGCAAAGAAGAUUAUGUAUAUAAUACAUUGGCGUCUCAAUACAUGACUCGAAUAGAAGACUUGAUG